CUCAAGCAGCAACAGAGGUGGAGGAACGAAAGGUGGGCGCAGGUGAAUGCAGGCUCUCCAGCUGCUAAAGUUCGUUGAUGCUGCGGAUGAUGGCAUUGUGCUAUUGAUUCUCAGGUGCUUGGGCACCGCCGCUUUGGUCCGGCUUGCAUCCACCUCUGCUUUUAUUUCUUCCCGCUUGGAAGAUGGCAGACCAUCCGUUCUGCAUCGUUAUGUUGCUGAGUUGCUGGCCUUUAGAUGCCCAGCUCCAGCCUUGCAGAAAGGCCCUUGCGCGGCGCUGCGUGCGCUCUGUGCAGCAGGCAGUGGACGAGGUCACUGCGAGGUACUGGGUCUGGCCUUGCUGUUGUCCAACUCCGAAGCGAAUGAAGAUAUGGCGCGAAUGUUCCUGGACGCCAUGUUCCGCUGGGAGCUGCACCAACGACAACCCGCGCCUGUCAAGUUUCAGGACUUGAAGGCUCGGCAAGCUGUUGAGAUCCUCCUCACCUCCUUGUUUGAUCCAAGAACCGAAGUGGGGUGCAAGCUCUUGACGAUCACAGCCCAGGCCGUUUGCCAAGCUGAAAAGGAUCUGGACACUUUAAUUGAGGCUCAAGCAGAAACCUUGUUGUCCUACUGCGGUCAGGGCUACGAGGCCACCGCUCGUCGGAGAUCUGCGGCAGAGUUCAUCCGGCGCCGGGCACAACACGCGCGGCCAGGACCUCCCUCGAGCCCUGCAGGUGAAUGCAGUGAGCAGCACGUGGCCACCUUGGAUUCGGCAAUUGAGUCCUUGGACCAGACCAUUUGGGGCUAUAACCAGGAGGGCUAUACCCUGGCCUGCCCGCAGAUGGUGGGUUUCCGAUCCUUGCGGAGGAUGGAUCUACCCUACGAACACUGGUGGGUUCGCUUGGAUGGGCCAGCCAUCCGCCGGCCCCUCUGUACAUUCCUCGUUCCUGCUUCAAGUGCUUCAGUUCAAGAGCCAAGCGUGAGCAGCUAAAUGGAUAUUAUACUGACUUCACGCCAAGUCAUCCUCAAGCUCUAAGCAACGCUUUCUCCCAUAGACGGAGCAUGCUUUGUAUUGUUUCCACAAUGCCUCCAAAGAGUGCUUUGUGUCCUAGUGAAGUGGUGACCGGCACAGCAGUCUGGCGCAUUUGUUCAAGGAUGUUGCUGCGGUUGUUCUUUGUGCAACAUACGGCAUAUGGGUUGGCCCAAAAUUGGGCAC
Cladocopium goreaui is the source of this 1192-nucleotide messenger RNA. NCBI's taxonomy places the organism in Eukaryota, Dinophyceae, Suessiales, Symbiodiniaceae. The record is from the annotation of a GenBank genome assembly.